Molecule: messenger RNA, 3758 nt
Organism: Meloidogyne enterolobii
Lineage: Eukaryota; Metazoa; Nematoda; Chromadorea; Rhabditida; Meloidogynidae
Source: the annotation of a GenBank genome assembly
ACAUAUCUUUUAUUAACAACAUGCAAAUUAAAUCUUUAAUUAAAUCAUCAAUUUCUCGACUAUUUUUAUUUCAUUUAUUUGCAGCAAUAUUUCAGCCAAUUUAUUCCUCUGAGAAUUUUAGACAGAGACGUUCACAAGAAUUAUAUGAGGUGCGUGUCUUUGAAGGAGCGCCUAUUGGAACAAAGGCAACCUUAAAUGAAGCUUUCGAUAAAGCAUUGUUACCUUUCAAUUCUUGUUUUGCACAAAUGGAUUCGGAUUUGGAUUGGCUAGAUUUUGAUCCUUUAAGACUUGUUUUCGAAACAAUUUCUGAAAUGCCUCAAAAUAAUAAUAGCAGACCAGCACAAUUUGCAGUACUUCAUUUACUUUGCCCAACAAAAAAACAUUCUCUCCAUUUUUCCGUUCAUAUUACUAGAAGGAAUAGACAUGCACCUAAAUUUCUUGAAUCCGAUUAUAAAUUUUAUGCACCGAUAGAUUUGUCUGUUGGGGCAGAAAUUGGUAGAGUUCAAGUUCAGGAUCAAGAUCCAAUUAUUUACAACAGCCAGGUCCAGUUAAGUAUUUUACUUUCAUCUUCUUCAACUCCAAUUCUCGGUUCCCAACCUAGAAGAAGUGCUAAUAAUUUAAUUAAUUCUGAUGAAGAACAGUCAUUGCAUUGGGAUAUAACUAAAGAAGGAUUAAUUAUAGUCAAAAGAUCUUUACGUCAAUUACGCCUUUACAAGCCUUAUCAAAUUCGGUUAUUGGCUAUAGACUUUGGAUCCCCUCAACUUUUUUCAUUGGCAAAUGUUUCUGUUAUACCUGUUUCUGUUUCUGGUAUAAAAUUUAAAAGAAUAUUCAAAAAUUAUUCAAUUAUUUUUGUAGCCCCACAAAAUGUCCGUGUAAAUAUAGCAAAUACCCAUUACCAAAUAUUUCAAUGGGAUUUACCUACAUUUGGAAUUCCUGAACGUUUCCGUUUAAUUUUGAAAAGGAAACCUUCAAAUAAAAAUGAGGGAGAGAAUAAAUUAAUUUUGCAUCAACAAAUGAUUGAACCAACAGAAACGAUUACAAUGACUAGAGUUCGUUUAUUGCCUGGAGAACAAGUAGAACUUUGUAUUUGGGCUGUAGAUGCUGAAGGAGAAACUCCUUCGGAAAUUAUUAAUUUUCAAACAGUUGAGAAUGCUCCUCAAUGUGAUGGUCAGUGUUCAUCACCUAAUGUUGGCCUUCCAAUGUGUUACUUUUCUAGUGCACAUUAUUUAAGACAAUUUCGAGAUUCAAAUGGAAAUUUAAAUUGUCUUUGUUUUGCCGGCUUUUCAGGGCCUCAGUGUGAUAAACUUGCCCAAAGAGUUCUCGAGCAAUAUGGAGGUGUUGAUUGGCCUGAAACUACUGUAAACAAUUCUGCUUUUGUUACAUGUCCAUAUAAUGAAGAUGGGCGUCGUUUAGAAAGAAGUUGUGGGUGGGAUUCACAAACAGAAAUGCCAAUUUGGGCAACAGCUUCACAACAAACCUCAAAACAAACAGAACAACGCGAAAUUGGUGGAGGUAGUUGUAGAACGCAGAGUUCAGUACUUGUCCAUCUUGGUGUUUUAGCUAAUUAUGGCCAAAGAAAUGAACAGACCCUUUCUGGACUUCAAUCAGUAAUGCGUUUUCUCUCUACAUUACUCCAAUUCCCAGCAUUUCAAAUAAAUAUUCAUUCUGCUCAUUUUGAUGCAAAAAUAGCAGAACAUGUAGCUCAAGUUUUGGAUGUUUUGGCAACAAAAAAUUUUUCGGCAUUGGGAGGAAUUGGAAAUAAUAAUGAUAAUUCUUCCCGGUUACUUAGGCGGCAAAUUGCUGAUUAUACUAAAGAAUUUGCGAGAAGAUUGCCGAAUCCAUUUUUACUUCAAAGUCCAAGUGGAGGACUUCAAAUGCGUGUUUGGGAUAUACUCCCUUCAUCUUCAUCAUCAUCACAGCUUUCCACUGAUAAAGAUUUAUUUGAUGACCCGAAUAUAUUUUUAGAAGAUAAAAAGGAAGAAAAUUCUUUAAAAGAAGACGAAGACGAUGAUGGAGGUGUGCAAAUUGGCUCUUGUUUCGUUCAACCUCCAAAGGGAAGAAGGAAUAAUUAUGCGAGAAUAGCUCGUGCUGUUUGUUUUAAAAAUGCAACUAUAGCAUUAUUCCCCACUCUGGAUGAAUUUGAAAUUAUUAGUGGAAAUCCGGUUUUGAUGCUGGAAGUUAGGAAAAGCAGGAAUGGACAAAAGAAGAAAAGAAAUGAAGAUGGAAUAUUAUCAGAAUCGAACACAUUUCCUUCGGAAUUAACAGAAGAAAUAUCAGAAGAAAAUCGAGAUCGUGAACCUUUAUUAGUUGGAUUUAGAUUACCUUCAAUUAGCAUGUCAAUUGAAGACGAUGAUAAUCAUACUUGCGCUCAUUAUGAUCAGAAUGCCCAAAUUUGGUCAAUUUCUGGUGUUGUUGUUCUUUCACGCGAAAGCCGUCCAACUGGCCAAAUUUUACUUUGUGAAGUUCACGGUUUAAAAUCUUCUGGAGUGUUUGCAGCUUUGCCUGAUAGAUUAUUUGCUCAAACUGAUUUAGGGCUGGCAAAAGCUUUUCUUUUAUUUUUUGAAAAUUUUGGGCCUACAAUAAGUGCUGCUUUUACAAUUGUUCUUUCUUUGGUUCUUCUCUUCUCUUUUAGCAUCUUUAGGAGAUCAAAUCGCCCUAAACAACAAACAGACCCAGCCCAUUUAACUUUACUUUUAUCAUUCAUUUUGCUCCAUUUUUUCCAUUUUCUUUUGCUAAUUCGUCCACAAUUAUCUUCAAAUUCUUCAUUUUUAUGGUGGAGAUGGUGGCCAGAUUCUAAUAUUUUAUUUUUAAUUUUUCAAUUAUCUCUACUUUCGUUUACUUCUUCAAUAGCUCUUUUAACUACAUCAAUUUAUUCACGAAUUGUAAAGCUAGAAGUGAGAACAGCAUUAAAAGGGAAAUCGAGAAGAGCUAGAUCUUUGGCUACUUUACUAUUUUGUUUAGUUCUGCCGUUAUCGCUAAGUGUGUUAACGUUAAUUCUUGAUGGUCAAAUACUUGAAGGACUUGACUCUGAUGAUCCUUAUUUACAACCAUUUAAUUGGAUUUUUGGAUUAUUUCUUUUAUUACCUUUAAUUGUUUCUUUGGGUAUUGCUAUGGGGUUUGGAGCUUAUUCUUUUUGGUAUGCCAAUCGUCUUUUGGCUGCUUCUUUUUCAUCAACAACUGUUCCAACAACUUCUGCCUCCAAUUGGCCAACUGAUUCUUUAGAAUCUCCGAGCACAAAUUCAAUAUCCACAACACCUUUACUUCUUCAACGUCGCCUGCUUCAUCGUUUAGGAAAAGCUUCGGGCCUUUCCUGGCUUCUUCUACUAUUUCCCAUUUCCAAUUUAUUAGUUCUUCUACAGCCAACAGAAACUUUAAAAAGUCUUGUUCUUUUUAUUCUUCACUUGCUAACUUUUAUUUGCCUUUAUUUAUUUCAUUUUCUUCUUGUCAAAAUCCAAUCAAAAAUGCCGCAACAGAAUACCCAAUUAAAUGGGGGAGGACAAUUAAUUAGUAAUUCUAGUAAUGGAAAUGGAAUUUAUAAAAAUAAUAAUGGAAAUGGAAAUAUUAAUCAACAACAACAAUUAUAUGUUCAUCAAAAUGGAGUUGGAAAUAAUGGAAUUAGUCAAAAUGAAAGAAUGAUGUUAACUAUCCAGGAACACGGCCAACUUCAACCUAUCGCCCCAGGCGAAACUCUUUUAUAUGAUAGAAAUAAUAUUAACAAUUUCAAUACGACAGAUAAUUUAUCUGUAAAAGAACGGUAA